Molecule: messenger RNA, 1152 nt
Organism: Notechis scutatus (mainland tiger snake)
Lineage: Eukaryota; Metazoa; Chordata; Lepidosauria; Squamata; Elapidae
Gene: NPHS2
Product: NPHS2 stomatin family member, podocin
Cellular component (GO): plasma membrane
Source: RefSeq, a predicted model, not a curated record
AUGAGUGAUGAAAAAAGGUCUCGGAGCUCUUCUAGAGAGAAGCAUGGGAGAAGCAGAGAGAAGUCAUCUUCAGGGAACAAAAAAGAGAAGAUGGCACACAGACAGAAAGCCAACAAAGAGAGGCAGCAAUCCAAUCAGAAUAAAUUUAAAAAGGACACCAAAAGCACCCUUCAAGCAGGCAACCAAAUCCAUACUUCCACAGUGGUUGAUGUGGAUGAUGUGGUGUCAUUUGAUGAAGAAAUGGAGGUGAUGGCCUUGCUUGAGAGUGAGAAGCAGGAGGAAGGUUUGAAGUCUCCAGGUUUUGGCAUCUGUGAGUGGCUUCUUGUCAUCCUCUCACUCCUUCUCAUCAUAAUCACAUUUCCCAUUUCCAUCUGGUUCUGUAUGAAGAUUGUACGGGAAUAUGAGAGAGCUGUUUUAUUCCGAUUUGGGCAUAUUCUUCAUGGAAGGCCAAGAGGGCCUGGCUUAUUUUUUCUCCUUCCCUGUCUGGAUACUUACCACAAAAUAGACAUUCGUCUCAAAACUUUAGAGAUUCCUUUCUGUGAGGUGAUCACCAGUGAUAUGGCUGUUUUAGAAUUAAAUACUGUCUGCUACUAUCGAAUGGAGAACGUUACUCUGCUGAUGACCACCCUCGCUAAUCGUUCUAAUGCAGUUCAGGUGCUGAUACAGACUAUCACAAAGCGCUUGCUGGCACAUCGGACUUUCACUGACAUUCUGAUGGAGAGAAAGAAUAUCAGCCAGGAGAUAAAGGUGGCUGUGGAUGCUAUCACCUGUAAGUGGGGGAUCAAAGUGGAGCUGACAGAAAUUAAAGACAUUCGGCUGCCAGCUGAGCUCCAGGUGUCACUAUCUGCACAAGCAGAAGCCCAGCGUCAUGCUAAAGUGAGGGUGAUCGCUGCUGAAGGUGAAAAAGCUGCUUCUGAAUCUCUGAAGAUAGCAGCUGAGGCAUUGUCCCAUACUCCAGCUGCUAUCCAGCUCCGUUACCUCCACAUUCUGCAGAACUUGUCUUCUGAAAAACCUCCAACCCUUGUCCUGCCUUUACCCUUUGACCCCCUGAGCCUUUCAGUUGCAGUAAAUCAAACAUCCACUGGCUACAACCCCUCAGGUUGUGACAAUAAUCCAGAAACGUCCAAGGGCAAGGAUUCCCACAUGUUGUAG